AUGCGUCAGCACCUGGCAGAACUUCAAGUGCAACAAGCAGCAGCCGAGCCUGCUGUGAGCCAGCUGGAGCGGGCACGAGCUGCAUCUGUUGUGAGCUGCCGGCACUCCGCAGAGGCAAGACGGAACCCGCUGCAGUUUGGACUUUCUUCAGUGCUGUGUGAAAGAGGCACCCCUGUGCAGCGGGCAUUGGGAGCUUCUUUGCAAGCCAUCGUGCAGACACCAGCUCAAUGGCAGGCAACCUUGGAAGACAUCUGUGACCCCUCCAGGUCAACUCAACCUUUGGAUCUGAUCCUCAAUGGUGCAGGUCUGGCUUGCAGUGCAACAGCGUUGGCCAACAUCACAGGUAGAGGCGGGCAACAAGCUCAGAGAAGUCUUAUACAGGCUGGGUCAGCAACUGUGGAGUCAUCCGCUCUUUUGCUGGGUAGCAUGUUCGAGACGUUGAACAGUGGGCAGUCGCCUCUAGAGCCUUUCAUGUUGAUUCUCAAAUACAAAUAUGACGAAACACCCACAAAGGUUCGUGUGGCCACUGUGUCUGCCACACAUGAAAGCGACAGCCACGCUUUGCAGCAUCUGAUCGUGCCUAAGUCUUGCGUCAAGGGCCCGGAGCUUCAGCAUUUCCUGAAAACCCAGGGGCAGCUUGGUCAAGGCCGUACGAUGCAAUCGGCGACGCACGCGAAGAUCUUGCAGACUCAUGUAAGUGUCAUCGCUCUCUACAAGGUCAAGCAGCAGCAACAGCAUUUUGCUGUGGUGCAGAGCGCUUUUCCAUGCAGUCUUCAAGCCAUGGAUAGAGCGACCGGCGAGACGCAGAGGAGAGCUGUGUGGGAAACAUUCAGCUCCAUACCCGAGAUGACGAGACUGCUGGCAGCAUUCCCACUGUGUGUCCGCCAGUCGACCACCGACAGGUACACGGCCAACUUCCGCACGGAGGCCGGAUUGGGAGCGUGGCUCCCAGGUGUGCUGCUUUGCCACCUGGGGUGCGAUGCGCACAAGGCGGCAACGACCAUCAAGAACUGCUUGAAGCCGGCUCAAGCAGAUGUCUCAGGGGUCCUGAACACAGGGCUCAUGUUGAUGUCCGACUUAGCCGUGGUCAAGAAGCUUCGCGAUAUCUUCAUCGCCGUUCUGUGUGCAGAGUUGCAAGUGCACAGUUCAGCCGGCCCGGAGAAUGCUGCUGAAUGCCAACGCUAUCGGCGUGAAUGCUUCGAGAUGUUUUUGCCCACUGAAGGGGCUAUGAGAUGGAUUGCAGUGCUGGAGUCACAACACAAACUGUUCACCAAGCUGUUGUCCACCUAUCUGGGCAAGCCUUCGGUGCAGCCUGUGCAUCAAGAUUCUGAGACUCAUGCACCUGGCCAAGACGCAUGGUCUGAUGUUAUACAGGAUGUGGUCGGUGCAGGCCCUGCUCCAGCGGGUCAGGGAGCAGCAGCAGCAGCAGCAGCAAGCAGCAACCUCAGUGGCAAUCGCCCUGAUGCAGCCGGCAGCGAUGAGGUUGUCGAUGCUGCAAGUGCCUUUGCGCUGGAGAAUGCCAGGCGUCGUGCUAGUGUUCAAGAGUACGUGCUGAGUGAUCCCUUGCCCAGGCUUUGCAUCAUGCAACAAGUACUGCAGCCAACCCAUGAUUUCACGACAGAGAUGUUGGGAAGAAGUAGUGCGGCGUGGGAGCAGAAGCAGGCGGGCCUUGCUGCUGUGGGCAAGGAGAGAACGUACGUGAUCCUGGAAGAUGCGAAAGGUGAGGCAGUGGCCACCACGAUGGUCAGGCUGUUGGAUGUCCUGCACCAGGAUGCUCGCGGCUUCCUUGGCCCUGUUGCCUGUGCAUUGCGAGCCUUGAAGUUUUGCAUGUGUUCUGCCACGAUGUGCUCCAUGCAUUCCUUGAUUCGCCUUUGCCAUCAAGCUCUGCCUUAUCAGAUGUUCCGUCUUUUGGACGACCCUGCCGCUGCUGACAGGCUGCUUGACCUUCCGCCGUGCAUGCUUGACCAGGUGUUUUCGGAGUUGAAGCAGAAAUAUCCUGAACCGGAUCUUCUUUUGGGUGCAGAAGCGAUUUCCAUCGUGAAGACACUGGCAUGGGCGGCCAGCACGAAUAUCGCUGAUCUGGAGGCCUCUCACAACUCCACGCGUGACUUCUCAGCCAUCCGCUCACGUGGCUGGACCUGCUCCUUGGAGUCGGUCAGCGCACGGCACGUGCUGCAGCAGAAGCUUCGACUGCUUGGUGCAACACACACCCGUGGCAGGCGCACUUUCAUUGCUGCAUCGCUCAAGCGUUGCAUGAAAAUUCUGCGCUGCAAAUUGCCAUCAGCCAGCGGCAAGAAGUCGAAACCACGGCGCGGUGGUGGUGGAGCUUGGAGGGCUUUCGUGUCCUUCCAUGCUCAUGGAAAGAAACUCACAGCGACCUUGGCUUCACAUCUAAGCCAACUUUACAGGAACUUGGACGACGAGGAGAAGGCAUGGUUUGCAGAAGCAGGGGCAGCAGGCACACGAGCGCAUGCCGAUGGUCACAAGGCCUUUGGUGAGCGUGCCCCUGUGCAGUCACUACCAGGCGAGGCUUCCAGAGUCAAUCCAGAUGCCGUUGUUGCUCGGGACGUGGAACGUCAGGGUGAUUUCAGCCUGGUCACGUUGCCCGGUUCCUCUUUUUCUGAGCGAUACGAGGAAUUCAAACAGUCUCUUCCAUCGAAGCCAGCUCAUGAGACUGAUGCUUUGGCCCUCACCAAAGCAGAAUCUGAAGCAGUGCAAAAGGUCGCGACAGAUUUGGCCAAACUCCCUGCCAAGGAUUUCUUGGACAGUGAAGGCCAUGCUGAGCUUCUGAGCGGUUUCGAAGGCCUUCCGAGCCAUUCUGGGGCCCAUCGGCAGGAUUCUGCCCCAACAGUGUUCUUCAACUGGCUUGCUCCCACCGACAAGGUUGUGCAGGCCACUUUGCGAGAUGAUCCGGCUGCAACAGCAACUCGAAGGCGGUACGGUCUGUCAGCUGCGCUCACUCGCUCCUGGACCAGGCGGUGCAGAGUGCUGCUGCAUGCGGAGCAGAAGCCCAUUCUGCCGGCUGAUCUUGAGGAUGUGUUCAAGGAAAAGCCAUGUCUGAAGUAUGGCUUAUGCGUUUGUGGGCAAUCAGAUGUGUCAGUUCCAGAUGCUCUUCAUUGCUUUAACAAUGUGAAGCGCUGGAUGCAACCUGUGUUUGCGAAAGUGCGGAAAGUUUCCCCCAAGGCAAGGGUCUUGAUGGACGGCCAUCUGGUGGUCUUUUGCUUUGCUGCUGGUCCAGCAUGGGGCAUUGAGGAAGGUGAUGAUGUCGAGCGAUCCACUUUCGAUAAGCAGGAACCAAAAUGUGAAGUCCAUUUCCUGCACAUCGGGCAUGUCAACUACAGUAGCUGGCAUUUCACAGCUGCCGAGCUCUCUGAUGAUUUGGAGCGUCUUGGGGUUUACGGUUUGAUCGCCGAAGCUGACGAAGCUGGCACUUUGCAAUUGGGCAUGUUGCCGUCGGCUGAAGCUGGGCCAUCGCUUGGUGUCAUGACAGAUCUCCAGUUCUUUCGGGACCUGGACCUCAGCCUUGCAUGGAUGCUCUCUGCUUAUGCAAUCUCGCUGGAUGAAGAUGACUGGCAACACUGGGAUACUUCCUGCAAAGUUGUGCCGAUCAAAGCAGUGGAGCCAUCCACAAUCCCAUCUUGCUGGGUGUGGCGUGGGUCUGAUUUUGAGAAGCACCACCGAAAAGUUCGGCAGGAAAGGGGAACAAAGCGAUCUGCCAAUACAGAUGCAGCAUCCUCCAGGGGUUCAAAGCCUUCAAAGCGCACGGCUCGAGAUCCUCCCAAACCUGCUGACAACACGAGGGACGGUGACAUCGACGAUGCCCUGGAUGUGCUUCUUGAAGCAGAGGUGCAGGCAGGUGAAGGUGGCCGGGCUCAGGGGCCUGAUGUGCCAAUGGAGUUCGACCCAUAUGGCUGGUUUGAUAGGGAUGAUCCGAAAGAAGUCGAUGAGCAGGGUGCUCAUGAGCCAGGCCCAGAUGUUCGGCAGACUGCAGCUGGGACUGACGAGUCCGAGGAAUACCAGCAUUGGCUGAAGCAAAUCGAAGAUGCGUACUUGGAAGAUUAUUCUCCGUCCUAUGCAGGUUCUGAUGCUGAGUUUGAUUGGGACGGCUUGCUUGCAGAAGAUUCAAAGGAUGCUGCAGAUCGUGCGGCUGAGCCUCCAGCUGAGGCAGCGGAACCAAAUCCAGAUCUCGACGGCUUGCCAGAUGAACUUCCUGGGGCUGCAGCUGGAGCCGCACGUGCUCCGGCAGCUCGAGAUCGCCACGAGGACUUUGACAAAACGGAAGUGGAAGUGCCAGGUUACGGACGGCUCCGGUACUACAAGCAUCGUGAGCAGAAGCAGAUAAUUGCUGUGUGCGGGUUUCACAAGGACUGUCGCGUGAUGCGAAGCCUCACCCGCAACCCCAACGCGAAGCAGCCGGACACAGCACUAUUUGGGCAGGGUCGGCCUCUGGGAUUAGUGAUCGCGUGGCUCAAAUGCCAGCAUGAGCACACAAGCCAGCAAGAGCAUAUCCACAGCUUUCAUGUCGAUUUCCAGGCACGUCAGGAUGCCCGAGUUUGGUUUCUUGAAAAUGUAGAAGAUGCUGCAGACUGGGCUGGCUUGGAGAGAGAACAAGCAGAUGGGGAGGGGGAGGCCCUCGUCGACUAUGUCAAGCAGCAUCACGAGCCUUUGAAACUGGCAUCGUUGAUGCUGGAAGAAUCCAGCCCUCUGUUCAGGGAGCACUUCGAUGCCUUUGUCCAAGAGAGCACUACCCUCACGGCACAGUGUCAGCUUAGGGGCAUAUCCUUUCGUGCGGAGGAGAUGCCGUUUGAGAAGAAGUGGCAGACGCAGUCCAGGAAGCUACGUGUUGCAGCUGGUAAACCUGGCUUGGCCGUGACUGCAAAGCCUUGGACCUCUUUGCCAGACAUCAAGCUUGAUGGCAUUUCCCACAAUGCUCGUGUGAAAGAGGUCUUAGAUCUAGCUGUGCUUCAGUAUUUGGGAAGGACUGGGUGCUCUGACGGCUCCGAGGGUGGGGUUCGGAAGAAGUGUCAGGACCUUUACACUGACGUUUCCCAAAACCCAAACCGCAAGUCCUUUACGGCUGCAAGUGGCAGCUCGAGAUGCCUCACCACGUCGAGCACGAUCUAUUCGCAUGGCCGUGACAGGGUCGUGUUGCCUCUGGAGAUGCUUUUCUUUCAGGGCCACACGGUGGACGUGAAGAUCCCGGAUGGCAUGAAGCAGCGGUCUUUGCGCAGCCUUGCUGGUGAGGGCAUUUGUCUUCCCUGUUUGGCAACCCUGCUUUUUGCCUUGCACUGCACAGACAGCCUGGAUGUGUAG
This is a messenger RNA of Symbiodinium sp. CCMP2592, 5313 nucleotides long. The record is from the annotation of a GenBank genome assembly. Lineage: Eukaryota; Dinophyceae; Suessiales; Symbiodiniaceae.